Messenger RNA from Temnothorax curvispinosus, 1197 nucleotides. Its product is annotated as farnesol dehydrogenase-like. Bases 355 to 1101 code for a protein of 248 amino acids. The transcript has 4 exons. The record is from RefSeq and is a predicted model, not a curated record. Lineage: Eukaryota; Metazoa; Arthropoda; Insecta; Hymenoptera; Formicidae.
AUUAAUAUUUGCGAACGCUUAACAACAACGAUAACGUCUUAUCCGCGAGCGAGCACAGCGCUAGAUUUUAAAUAAAGGGGGGGAUCGACACCCUUCUCCGAACAAAACUUACAUCCCGAAAACAAGCUGUAAUAUCGCGAAUAAUAUGCAAUACAUGCGCGGGAAUGCAUCAUCCGGAGAGCAAUGAACUAUCUACACGUAGAUUAUGCGCGACCCGCUAAUCGAAGUCCAGAUUUUCAGCGUGGUAUAAAAGGAUGUCAGGGAUGCGGACCAGCAUGCAGAAGCCUCUCGUGGCAGUGAGCGUUCAAUUUCCUCUCGUUUCGAGCUAAAGUGAUCUAACGCAAAAUCUUCAACAUGAAUAUUCUAUCCAACAAAAUCGCCCUCGUCACUGGCGCCUGCUCCGACCUCGGUAAGGCAAUCAUCGAGGAACUGGUGUCGCAGGGACUCAAAGUCGUCGGCCUCUCCAGCGAUAUAAACAAGCUGAAGAUUCUCGUGGAUGAGCUGAAGGGCAAACCCGGCAAGCUCUAUCCCCUUCAAUGCGACUUGAGCCUUCCGAACGAGAUCGAGGGCGCGGCGGAGUGGAUAGAGAAGAAUCUGGGUAGUGUGGACAUCCUGAUAAACAAUGCCAGCAUCAGCCUGAAUUGGUCCAGCAUCAACGGUGGCAUACAGGAGCUUAAGAAGAGUCUUGAUAUCAAUGUGCUCGGCUUAUCGUUGAUCACCAAGAAGAUUCUGCAGUUGUUGAAGAACAAGGGAAUCGAUAACGGCGCCAUCGUUAAUAUCAACGACAUAUGCGGUCUGAAAUUGUUGCCUCUCGCCUCCGACCGGCCCAUUUCCCCGGCAUACGCUCUCAGCAAGUCCGCGCUGGCCGCGUUGACCGAGAGUCUUCGUCUGGAAUUGGCCCAGAACCAGUCCAACAUCAAAGUGAUCAGUAUCUGCCCGGGCUUGGUGGAGAACGAGAUCAACCAGCAGUGGUUGAAGGAAAAUUCACGAUUGGCCCUGAAACCGAAAGACGUGGUCGACGCUAUUCUUUAUACGUUGCAGACUCCGGAGAACGUGCUUAUUAAGGAUCUCAUUAUUACGCCCAUUCGGGAGAUCAAUUGAGCUAGCACCGGACAAAAUCGUUGUCUACGAUGAACAUUGUAGUAUUUAGAGCACGUAUCUCGUGGCAAAUCAAAUAAAGAAUUAGCAAUUUUUAAA